Catharus ustulatus (Swainson's thrush) is the source of this 1419-nucleotide messenger RNA. It is a transcript of the gene LRRC3, whose product is annotated as leucine rich repeat containing 3. Lineage: Eukaryota; Metazoa; Chordata; Aves; Passeriformes; Turdidae. The transcript is spliced from 2 exons. Gene Ontology annotation, molecular function: protein binding. The record is from RefSeq and is a predicted model, not a curated record. The coding region runs from base 94 to 960 and encodes 288 amino acids.
CCGACAGCGGCACCGGCACCGACACCGCACCGGCAGUGCAGCUACGGGCGGAGCGAAGCAGAGCCGCCCUGGCCGAGCCGCUUCCCUCCAGGGAUGGGAGAGGCCUUGCAGGAGCGCCGAGGGGCCGUCCUGCUGCCCAGGAGCUGCUGCCACCCCCGGGGAGCUGCCAGCUGCCAUGCUGAGCUGGCUGGCUGCACCAUGACCCUCACCAGCACCACACCAGCCACCAGCGUGGCCCAGGCUUUCUUCUGCCUCCUGCUCUGCAUCCCCUGGGGCAGCUCCUGCCCCCCCAGCUGCCAGUGCACGGAGCGGGCAGGGGCGAAGGCCGUGCUCUGCAGCUCCCAGCACCUGGAGGAGAUCCCCAAGGACAUCCCCAGAGACGUGGUGUUCCUCAAGCUGGAUGCCAACAGCAUCACCAGGAUCCCCAGCAACGCCUUCAGGCACCUGUCCCACCUGGAGGAAAUCGAUCUGUCCAGGAAUGCCAUCGAGAAGAUCGACAGGGCAGCUUUCAGAGGGGUGGCAGCCGGGCUGCGCAGCCUCGACCUCUCCAGCAACCGCAUCCGCAGCAUUCCCAAGGAGGCCCUGCUGGCCCUCAACGCCAAGCUCCGCCUGGCCAACAACCCCUGGCACUGCGAGUGCGCCCUGCAGGAGGUGCUGUGGGAGGCACGGCUGGACCUGGACUCCGUGCAGGACAUCACCUGCCACACGGCCCCGCGGCAGGAGUACGUGGGCAAGCCGCUGCUGCAGGUCCUGGAUGCCGGCGGUAACUUCUGCAGCGUGCGGCAGAGGACCAUGGACGUGGCCAUGUUCGUCACCAUGUUCGGCUGGUUCGCCAUGGUCAUCGGCUACGUCAUCUGCUACGUCCGCCACAACCGGGAGGACUCCUGCAGGCACCGGGAGCGCCUGAGGGCACUGCCCAGCGCCCAGCCCCGUGCUGAGACUGCCAGCACUGCCCUGUAGUGCAGGGCUGGGCUGCCAGCUUCCAGCUCCUCCUGCUGGGCAGCAAAGCUUCUCGGUGGGACUCCCAAAGUGCCGCCGAUCUCCCUGGACUGAGCGUGAGCAAACAGCAUGGGGAGGGAUGCCAGGGACACCCCUCGUGGGCCUGUCCAUGGAGAGCAGGUUCCUGGGGACAAGCAUCCCCAGCCAGAGCCUUUUUCUCCCCACCAGAGCCGGGCUCACAGGGAAUGCAGCCCCAGCCACGUGCUUGUGGUUUGGAGAGAGCAAGUCCCUGGCAGGGAGGGAUGAGCUGUGGGUGCAGAGGGUCACUGCAGAGGGGUCACCCCAGUGAGGCAUCAGCCUUGCCAAGGGCAUCCUUCCCAAAGCCCCCAGUACCUUGGCAGCCUCUAUCUGCCUCCAGCAAUGCAUGGGAAACUCCAAAACAUUUGUUUCCUCAAUAAAGCCCUGCACUUUGGAAAAGCC